CAGUGGCAGCAGUGGCGUUCCUCCCGUUGAUAAUCGCGUCGGAUUCUCCGUUCGGAGCCGCUCGAUUGCCAGUCGUACCGGUCGUCGCACGCGCACACCGUCUCUGCCUUUCUCACUCGCUCGGGCAUCACCGCCGCCGUCGCCGCCACCGUCACCGCUACAGCUGUGCGUCGUCUAUACCGCGGUUCCGUCCGUGUGCGUCGCGCCGUCCAUCCCGACCGCCACCGAACAGACGAAUAAUAAACAACAAUAACGACAACGUCUCACUGCGAGCGUGUAGCUGUGUGCUGUAGCUGCUGCCUAAUAAACGGCUACGCCCGAUCGCGGAUAACAUACCGAGGCGGAACUCGGGAAACGGAAGACUCGACAGUGCCAUACGUGCAGAUAGUACCCGUUUAGUGUUCUGCUGGAAAACUCGGGCCGCGGACACGCCGCAGACAUCGACCGGAUCGACCGACCGCGGCGGAGGAGCAAUAUCGCCGGUCGUCCACGCGUACUGUAGCCGGUGGUAAUGGGAAAGAAAGGCAAAAAGACUAGAUGGCGGGAGCUGCCCAUCACUCUGGCGGACAAGCCGUAUGCGACUAUCACCCAAUUUUCCGGACGUCAACCGAUGGAUUCGAAACCAUCGAAUUUUGCCGCAGCAGCAAGUCGCCGAAGUCAUCACGCUCAACAUCAAACGUAUCAACACCAUCAGUUACCGAACCGAAAUCAUUCAACAAGCAUUAAUUCACAGAAUCAUCACGUGGAAUCUUCCACCGUCACGUUUAAUGAGGAUGAAUACACAAAGAUUACAACGCCUAGACAAGACGUGUUGUUCAAAAAAGGUUACUUGGGAAGACGUAAGCACAAUAGUGUACCAGUUAUUACUGAAGCUUUAAAUGAAAAUGAAGACGGCGUUUCAAUUGAUAUCAACCCUUUGGAUGAGUUUUGUGCUCACGGCGAAUAUAUUGACCCAUCUAUGAUGUAUAUUCUUAGUGGUGGCGGGUACGAGAUCUACGAUCCGUACACUGGUAAUGUGACUAGGCUGAUGGGGCCGCCACCGGGUCACUAUCCGCCGGUUGGACAUCCGAUGCUAGCGGCGAUGUACCAGCCGAUACCAAUGCAACACGUUGACUGGUAUAACCCUUCAAACGCAACUUCCGACUGGAUAUCAGGGGGUGCCGUAUACCAGCCGAAUAACAGACAGAAUAAGAAAUCAACGACUGCUGAUACUCAGCAGAACAACAGUACUCAGAGUUCAGAAGUGGGCAUCGGUGCCCAGGAAUCAAGUCUGGAUGAUCAGCAGAAUGUAUAUCAGUCAUCGCAGCCAUAUAAUAUAUACCCUGGAUAUAUGUUUGGCGCUGCUCUGUACAAUUAUAAUGGUGUAAACAUUCAAGUUCCACAGACUCAGUCACCUCCUUCUCCUUCAAUUAGUUGUGAUUACACUAAUGGAAAACGACGAAAGAAAAAAAAGCGCAGAAAGCGAGGAGACGUAACUGAUGAAUACUCAGAUUCUAGUUCAGAAGAACAAAAAAGUCAAUCGGGUGCUAGUUGUGACCUCGUACUGGACUCAGAAAAGACCUCUGAUUCGGGUGUGCUAACAAACAAUAGUGGUGGUUCAACGCCAGUGAAUGUCAUACCCGUUCAGUUGUCCCACAGCGCUACACCAUUCCAUAUGGAAUGUCCACCACCGUUUGAAAUAUUGCACGGAACACCGAUCCUCGUUCAUCAUCAUCCGGAUCAAAUAGCUGCAUAUUACCAACCGAUACCACAAUAUGCGGAACAAUCAGCCCCAAUCGGUUACCAGGUUAUACCAGAAGAACAAGCUGAAGUAGCAGAGAUCAUUGAUGACCAACCGGAUGCCGAACCAGCUCCUAGCUAUUCAGCAGAAAACUCCGACUCAGGCAUUAGCUCUCCAAACAGUGAAGUAAUGAUCAAAGCGUCGACAGAAAAUAAACAUGAAAAACCACAAGCUGUUAAUGGUAACAGUGGACAACCGUCGACUAAAAAAAGUAGGAAUAAGAAGAGUAAACAGCGAGAUAAAACUAUAACAGAAUCAGUUAUUAAGACAAAGAGUAAAGACUUGCCGAAAAACCAACAUGAAGGAAGUAAGAAAUCAUCAAAAAUCGCUAAAGAACCAGCCAUUAUAAAAAAAUUAAAUGCCAAAAAGAACAAAUCUAAACCAGAACAUGAAAAGUUAGAAACUACAAAACCACUUAAAGAAGAACAAUUGAAAGUAGAAAUAGAAAAUAUUUCAGAAGAAAUUAUUCAGUUAUCAAUCAGUCCGGAGACGGAGUGGAUACAAGAAGAAGAAUUUUGUUCGUUGGAGUGUACUCCCAGAUCUACGACAGAUAAUAUUCAUUUUCAAUUUACCAAGACACAAUCGCUUGAUUCAUGUGAGUCUGUGGAAGAGGAAACGUUUGCGACGGCGGUGAACACCGGUAAUUCUGAUACGGAGAACGAAAUCAGGCAAGACGAAGUUGGAAAACUAGAAUUGGCAUCACCUAUCAAUACAGCAAUCCCGGGACCGAUUACAGAAGCUGUAACGAAAUGGUUAAAUGAUCAGGGCGGCUUAAUGUUAUCCCCAUGUUUAAAUGAUUCAAAUGAUUCAGGCACUGAUGAUGGUGAACUCAGCGAAUACGACGAUUUCGAAGAACACUUAAGUACAACUAGUCCAAAAAACGUGCAAGGCAACCCUUACCCUGCGCUGUCUCGUAGUGACGGGUCAAGGGUUGCUGGUUCUUCAUCUCACGAUCAACGACAAAGCGGUCUUAUAUCCAGUGGCAUAUGUUGUUUAACUCAAUAAUUAUUUAGACAAGGUCAUUAUAUUUAAAACAAUAUAUACAUUGUAAUUAUUUACGAUAAAACCUGUACAAAAAAAAAAAAAAAAGUAAUACGAUAAGGACACUACUUACAGGG
Molecule: messenger RNA, 2898 nt
Organism: Melanaphis sacchari
Lineage: Eukaryota; Metazoa; Arthropoda; Insecta; Hemiptera; Aphididae
Exons: 8
Coding region: 512-2785 (757 amino acids)
Source: RefSeq, a predicted model, not a curated record